UGGUUUUAUUUUAAUUCACCGUAAAAUGUGUUAAAGUGAAGAAAGGAACAGAACGACAUCAACAAGAACUUAGGAGCAGCAGCAGUACGGACAGCGGUAAACUUUGCAGCUGAGCGUGAAGCACAGAUCGUGUUGAUAAUCAUGGACGCGGUGGUGAAAUUCACCUCCCAGAGUCAAGGGAGAGACCGGAUAUUCAGGGCGACCCAAUAUGCAUGUGCACUGUCCAUAUAUUUACUUCGUAACAACCCUGAGAGAAAGGACCUGGUUAACAAACUUAAAAGUUUGGAAACUAACAUAAGUGCUGGACGAAAAUUGCUCAGGCUGGGAAACACAGCCAAUUCCAUUGUGGCUGUUAAACAAGCCAUGAGACUCUCCGACCGAGUGCUACGCCUGUGCAUUACUGCGGCCAACAUCAACCGGGCCCUCUACUUUAUCUGUGAUAACUUACUGUGGGCCAGAAAUGUGGGUCUGAUCCUGAGUAUCGACAAGGAACGCUGGAGCAUUAACGCCUCUCGCUGCUACCUGUACUCAUUAGUGAUGAAUCUGACCCAAGACCUGUAUGUAAUCCUCCAGCUGAUGCUACAGAAAGGGAGAGAUAACCACUUCAAGCAGAAAAUGAACCAGCAUCUCAAUGAAUCUCCGGAAGUAGCUGAAGUAACUAUUCCUGAGCUGGACACGUUCGUUUUCCUACUUCUGGAGACUCUCAGAUCAGAGCCGACGGUUGCCUUGGACACCGUGAAAAACAUCUGCGAUCUCUUCAUUCCUUUAGACAAGCUGGGCAUUUACAAGUCGAGUGCAGGGUUAGUUGGAUUCUGUGGGCUGGUAUCAUCACUGAUAGGCAUUUUAACCCUUGCACGACCCACUUUAAGGAUCAAACCAUGAUAACGAGGGUGGAGUUAGACCAAAGGUUAAAAAGGAUCUAGGAUUUAUUUUCCAAUGACAAACACUAGCAAUAACAAGUAUUUUCAUACAUAUGUGUGAACCUUAAAACAUUUCCGGUCUAAUUAGAUAAUUAGAGAUGCACCGAUCAAGCUUUGCCUGUCAGAUUAACUUCAGAUGUCUCUGGUCUGAACUGCUGAUUCAUCAUUUUAGAUAAGAAAGAAAAUGAAGUAAUUUCAAGAUAAAUCUAUAUUCAUGGAUUUAAGCAUGUCCUUAAUCAGUUUUAUUUUUAUUAUAAGCACAAAGGAGCUGGUUGAUGUGGUCUAAAAUUUUAUGAAUGCUUUUUUUAUGCAUAUAAUAAACAGGGAAUAAAUAAUGAAAAAUGUUCAGUAUUUGAGUUGCUGAUCAGGGCUGAUCAAGGGGAAAAAGUCUAAUCUGCUUUUGACCAAGUAAUUGGUGCAUCUCUACGUAUAAUUAAGUGAUCCACUUAAGAAAAUAUUUUUCUUAAACAUUUAACAUUUAAAGAUCCAAGACUUUUUAAAAACAAUUCCUGUCCUCUACCAGCAGUUUCACAGAUGAUAGUUUUCCAAGUAUAAUGAAAAAAAUAAAGGCUUGUUUAUCUGCUCUAGAAAAUCUAACAUUUUUAUCUGUGUGGAUGGUUUAAACUUGCUUGAUGUCUAUGGCAUUUUGAAAAUCUUCCAAUUAACUACUUUU
Cyprinodon tularosa is the source of this 1593-nucleotide messenger RNA. It is a transcript of the gene pex11a, whose product is annotated as peroxisomal biogenesis factor 11 alpha. The transcript has 3 exons. Gene Ontology annotation, cellular component: peroxisomal membrane. Lineage: Eukaryota; Metazoa; Chordata; Actinopteri; Cyprinodontiformes; Cyprinodontidae. The coding region runs from base 142 to 882 and encodes 246 amino acids. Gene Ontology annotation, biological process: peroxisome fission; regulation of peroxisome size. The record is from RefSeq and is a predicted model, not a curated record.